Emiliania huxleyi CCMP1516 is the source of this 1149-nucleotide messenger RNA. RefSeq lists its product as hypothetical. Lineage: Eukaryota; Haptophyta; Isochrysidales; Noelaerhabdaceae. The record is from RefSeq and is a predicted model, not a curated record. Gene Ontology annotation, molecular function: 1-alkyl-2-acetylglycerophosphocholine esterase activity. The coding region runs from base 1 to 1149 and encodes 382 amino acids. The transcript has 4 exons.
AUGCAACGGCCAGCUCUUGGGAUCGCGCUGCUGGCGGCGCUCCUGCCGUGUACCCUCGUGGCACUUCCGGUGAUGCCUCUCCUCUCGCUCGCACUACUCCGGGCCACCCCCACUCCGCGGGGACGACACGACGUCGGAAUCGCCGACGUGGAACAGCGGCUCCUCUCGCUGCCCGGUCCGGCUCCGCUCGCACGGCUGCGCGUCUUCUACCCGAGCAAGGCCGAACCAGAGGCGGCGGCCGCCGCCGGCUGGCCGCUGGCCGUCUUCUCGCACGGGCUCUGGGGUUGCUCCGCCUCGUACUCGGGCCUCUGCGCGGAGCUGGCGUCGCACGGCGCUGUGGUGAUUGCGCUCGAGCACGGCGACGGUUCGGCGACGUCAGAUGGCGAGGCGCGCGUGUACGGCAGCGUGGACGGCGACGACGCGCGGGCGCGGCAGCAGCGGCGGCGCGUCGCGGAGGCGCGAGCCGUGAUAGACUCGAUUGACGAGAUCGCGCGCCAGCUUCCUGCCGGUGUCGCGGUGGACAAGAGCAGGCUCAGCCUCAUCGGCCACUCCUUCGGAGGGAGCAGCGUGCUGCGCACUGCGGCAGACAUCGCGAGCGGGCGCCCCCGGGUCUCGGCGGGCUUGGUGCGCGCCGUCGUGGCUUGCGACCCGUGGAUCAGCGGGUACGACGAGACGGCGGACGGCGUCGCGCCCGUGCCCACCCUCGCCCUUCUAACCCCGUCGAUGAUGUAUCCCGGCAACGAGAGGAAGGUCGGAGGCGUGAUGCGCCGGCUCGCGCAGAGCAGCGCCACGGCCCUGUACGCCGAAGUUCGGGACACGCGCCACCAGGAGAUAUCCGACUUCCCGUGCAUCAACCACAGCCCGCUCCGCUUCUUCUGCAUGGCGGGCGCGCGGCCGCCCGCCGAGGCGCACGCGCUGCAGACCAGCCUCGUUGCAGGCUUCCUCGCGCUGGCGGGCGCGCUCGACGCCCCAGCCGGAUCAGAGCUCGCGGCGCAGCGCGAGGUGGCGCGCGGACUAUUUCUCGCUGCGGAGGAGCCGCCGCCGGAAGAAUCGGAUUACAUUGUACAUGGUGCGUCGCUGGGUGCGGCGGCGCCGCCGGUGCCAGCUUCGCCCAUGGCGCUAUCAGCGCCGGGCGGCUUGGCUGCGUGA